UCAGAAUAUCUAAAGCCAUAGGGAAAAAGACUCGCAAGUCCAUCAGGUGCCUCUAUCAGAGGGCAUAAAUCACAGCUAGGAGCCCGUUCUCCACAAUGACGACCGAAAUUACUAACAAGCUUGCCGCCACAACAUUGGGUGAGUCCUCGACAGAUACUAGUGCAUCAUGGAAGCAGGGUCUUAACAAACCUGCGAAGGAUACACGCGUACAAACCGAGGAUGUUACAGCCACCAAAGGCCUCGAAUUCGAGGACUUUUAUAUCAAGAGAGAGCUUAUGAUGGGCAUAUUCGAAGCCGGGUUUGAGAAACCAUCACCCAUUCAAGAAGAGACGAUCCCGGUCGCACUGACCGGCCGUGAUAUCCUUGCGCGCGCAAAGAACGGCACUGGCAAGACCGCUGCUUUCGUUAUUCCAACUCUAGAGAAGAUUAACCCCAAAAGUACGAAGACACAAGCUCUGAUACUUGUCCCGACUCGAGAGUUGGCACUACAGACAGCUCAAGUCUGUAAGAUGCUUGGUAAACAUCUUGGAAUUAAUGUCAUGGUAACAACUGGUGGCACGGGUUUGCGAGAUGAUAUCGUACGACUUAAUGAAGCCGUCCACGUUAUCAUUGCGACUCCAGGAAGAAUAUUGGAUCUGGCCAGUAAGGGUGUGGCGGAUCUAUCAUCGUGCCCCACAUUUGUUAUGGACGAGGCUGAUAAACUCUUGUCUCCCGAAUUCACCCCUGUCAUUGAGCAAUUACUCGGAUUUCAUCCAAAGGAUCGCCAAGUCAUGCUGUUCAGCGCUACCUUCCCAAUCGUUGUCAAGAGCUUCAAGGAUAAACACAUGAAUUCGCCAUAUGAAAUCAAUCUGAUGGAGGAGCUGACUCUUCGAGGUAUUACCCAAUACUAUGCUUUCGUGGAAGAAAAACAAAAGGUACACUGUCUCAACACCCUAUUCAACAAGCUCCAGAUCAACCAGUCCAUCAUCUUCUGCAACUCCACGAACCGCGUUGAACUUCUUGCCAAGAAAAUCACUGAGCUUGGCUACUCAUGUUUCUACUCGCAUGCCCGCAUGGCUCAGCCUGCACGUAACCGCGUAUUCCACGACUUCCGCAACGGUGUCUCGCGAAACCUGGUAUGCUCCGAUCUGUUAACUCGUGGUAUUGACAUUCAAGCUGUGAAUGUCGUCAUCAACUUUGAUUUCCCCAAAAACGCCGAAACCUAUCUUCAUCGCAUUGGUCGAUCAGGUCGUUUUGGACAUCUAGGUUUGGCCAUUAAUCUCAUCAACUGGGAUGACAGGUUCAACUUAUACAAGAUUGAACAAGAGCUUGGUACUGAGAUUCAGCCCAUCCCACAGGUGAUCGAACGAUCACUUUACGUUUACGAUACCCCCCAAAAUAUCCCUCGGCCAAUUUCUGAUCAGCCAGUGCAGGCGGUGCAGGAUCCAAAUUCGAACCAAAACGCUAGAUCCGGAGAUCCAGGUGCACGAGGAAACCCGGGACAGUCCAACAGCCGGGGCAACUUCCAACAACGAGGUCGAGGAGGCGGCGGGUAUCAAGGAAGACGCAACCCGAAUCCGCAGCAGAAUCGACCACAGAAUGGUUACAACGGACCUCGGAACAACAGGCCUCCUCCUGCUCAAUCGUAGGUUGAACUGCGAGACGGAAUGGUGCGGUUUGUUUCCUCGUUUCUGUUUAUUCUGUUCUGGAUUUCACGCGGUACUUGUCAACUCUCUCUGUUGACAUCUUGCAUUCUGAUACCCGCAAUAUCAGGGUGCGUUGUGGACCCACAUUUUGUGUUUUUUCUCAUAUGGUGACGAUUAUGAGAACAGACAUGACCCCGACUAGUUUCUUUUUUCUUUGACUCG
Pseudovirgaria hyperparasitica is the source of this 1847-nucleotide messenger RNA. Its product is annotated as ATP-dependent RNA helicase DHH1. Bases 96 to 1628 code for a protein of 510 amino acids. Gene Ontology annotation, cellular component: cytoplasmic stress granule; P-body. Gene Ontology annotation, molecular function: RNA helicase activity; mRNA binding; ATP binding. Gene Ontology annotation, biological process: cytoplasmic stress granule assembly; P-body assembly. NCBI's taxonomy places the organism in Eukaryota, Fungi, Ascomycota, Dothideomycetes, Acrospermales, Acrospermaceae. The transcript is spliced from 4 exons. The record is from RefSeq and is a predicted model, not a curated record.